Messenger RNA from Acipenser ruthenus (sterlet), 5232 nucleotides. Its product is annotated as serine/threonine-protein kinase SBK1-like. Gene Ontology annotation, biological process: peptidyl-serine phosphorylation; cell surface receptor signaling pathway; peptidyl-threonine phosphorylation. Gene Ontology annotation, molecular function: ATP binding; protein serine/threonine kinase activity; transmembrane signaling receptor activity. Bases 4009 to 5055 code for a protein of 348 amino acids. The record is from RefSeq and is a predicted model, not a curated record. The transcript is spliced from 8 exons. Lineage: Eukaryota; Metazoa; Chordata; Actinopteri; Acipenseriformes; Acipenseridae.
UUUGAGAUAAAGGGUUUUUUGUUUUUUUAAUAUGCUGUUUUACCCGCAACACGUUGUUGAGAAAGUGCAGCCUUACAUCGAUUACAAACCCUUAUGAAGAACAAGAACACAUUAAUAUCCUGAGUCUAUCUGAAAUAAAUCCAAUCAACUCAAACUUAAGCUCAAACUUAUAACUUUUAUUAUAUAUAUAUAUAUAUAUAUAUAUAUAUUUUUUACAAAAAUGAAAUUUUCCUUUAUCAUUUGGAUGUUCGCCAUCACGCUGCCUGUUGAUUCCUCAAAGAAACCUCAAAUAAUAGUGAAUCCUGCGAAAUCAGGUGACGUUUUUGUUCAGUGUAGCUGGGCUGGGGAAAAGAACAGUAAUGACACCUUUGUGCUGUUUAAAAAUAAAGAGAAAGUGGACGAGACUCACAGCGACACAUUUCACAUCAAAACAGAGACCAGCAACAGCGGGAACUACACGUGCAGGGUUUCCAGAAACGGACUGUCUUCAAACGCCAGCGCUUCCGAGCAAGUGACAAUAAUAGCUCCUCCUGCUCUGUCUGUGAGCAGCUCUGUAUCUGUGAGAGGAGCGGAUGUGACAAUGCACUGCAGCCUCAGCAGCUCAUAUCAGAGCACUGGCUGGUUUUUUCUUUACUGGGACCGCGAGGAAGUGCAGGCGCAGUGCGUACCUGUAGGAGACAAAAGCUCCACCUUCACCCUAACUAAGAUACAAGAGAAACAGCAGGGGGAGUACUUGUGUCGCUACUCCACCCAUUCACAGACCGGCUGGGUGCUUACUGAACAAUCUGCUCCUGUGAAUAUAACUGUGCUCGACCUCCCUAAGCCAGCGAUCUCAUUGGAAACACUGUUAAACCCAGCUGGAAGAAAUGACAUUACUUGUUCAUCAGCCAGGGAUUACAGAAACGUGACGUUCUAUUUGCACAUCCAGGGUGAAUCGAAUCAUACUGAGAUGAAGAACGCAGAGGCAUCUGAUAACAGAGUCACGUUUACUGAUAUAAAGCUUACAGCAGGGGCUUACUGUACCUGUUGGUAUGAAGUCCUAUUUUUAGGAAAGCGUUUCAUUUCACCAUUUAGUAAGCGUGUCCCUGAAGUAACAGAAGGUAAUGUGAUGUUAUUACAUAUCGCUGAAAUAUUAUUAUUAUGAGUCAUUUAGCAGAUGCUUUUAUCCAAAGUGGCUUACAGAGACUAGGGGGUGAACUAUGCAUCAUCACCAACUGCUGCUGCUGCUGCAGAGUCACUUCCAAUAGGAGCUCGGUUUUAAGUCUCAUCCGAAGAACGGAAAUUAUGACUUCCCAACAAUUUUUCUUGGAAUGAUCAGAACCCCUUUUUAAACUGCUGUUGUUUUUACACACACACAAAAAAGUUUAAUAAUUAUAAUAGACAAUGAUUAAUUAGUGAUGUUUUACUGUGUUUUAAAAUUUAAAAACUAUUUGUUUUAACAAAAGUCGUGGAAUCCAUAUAUUAUUUACAAAAAAAAAAAAAAAAGUACAAAUGGGGCUGAAGUGAAUUACUUUUGGUUAUAGCUGCAUCUGGGGGUUCUCGUGAAUUUGUGGUUUGUAAUAACCUUGUAAUCAAUUACAGCCCACCUAUUAUAGUAUAUAUAACAUAACAAAUUAUUACAUUUGUAGUUUGUCUUUAAAAUAGGAUUGUAAUAAACUUUCAAUACUGGAAAAACCUUUAAAAAACAUCCUAUAGAUGUUUUAUACAUGAAUCCUUACACGAAAUGACUAGAAAACAGAACGCUGCUGUACUAUUAGGCAAAACCUGCAAAAUCGUGGUGGCUAUGAUUCCCUCCUGCCCUUUAAGGUGUAAUGAAUUACUUCUGAGCCAGCUGCGCUCCUCAAUUAAAAAGCGUUUAUUGUCCAAGGGGCUUCAGAGCCUUCAUUGCAUAAUCUGAUCAAAAGCAAGUGGCCCUGGGUAACGUCAUCUUCUUUGAUAAGUAAAGAUCGAGUCAUUUAUAAACCAUACUCUGGAGGUGACUAGCUGAACCUUCUGCUCAUCUCUAACCGCACACGAAAGUCUCGCACAUGUUUGAAAGACAAUGUUAUUUAUCCAGUUCUUGCUGAUUGUGUUUUAGAAACAGAGCUCAACACAUGGAUUGCUAUCGGGGUCAGCUCAGCUGCAGCGCUGAUGCUUCUCGUGUGUGUCGCAGUUCUGUGUGUCCGCAGAGUCAAACGAGGACCUACCAGCAGGAACACAGAGAUGUCGCAGACACAAGAAGAGGAGGAGAUCGUUUACGCCAGUUUGAACCCAAGCACUCUGAGAAAAAAGGACUCAACUUCUCUUAUGCAGGAAGAACAGGCAAUUUAUGCAGCUGUCGUCAUCAAAUAAAAACCCACAAACUAGGACGCUGAUUUCCAAAGGUUCUGUUGGGUGGUGCGGUCGGUUUCUCAGAUCUGACGACUGGGUUAAAUUUGAUGGUUCUUAGCCAAGCCUGAUGCAUAGAACAUCACAAAUCCAUUAUAAUUUUCACUCAGCUGUUCUGAAUUGUGGCUCCACUGAACUUGAUCAGCUCUGGCCAAAAGUUUUGAAUUAAUUUUGCUUCAUAAAGUCGAAUGAAACCUGCUAAAUAAGGUUACCUUGUUAACAUAUUGAAUUACACACCCUCUAUAUAGAAUGAACUCCCUCAGCUUCAUAGAGUCCAAUGAAAGCUGCUGAAUAAUGUUCCCUUGUUAACAUAUUGAAUUCCACCCCCUCUAUAUAGAAUGAACUCCCUCAGCUUCAUAGAGUCCAAUGAAAGCUGCUGAAUAAUGUUCCCUUGUUAACAUAUUGAAUCACACACCCUCUAUAUAGAAUUAACUCCCUCAGCUUCAUAGAGUCCAAUGAAAGCUGCUGAAUAAUGUUCCCUUGUUAACAUAUUGAAUUCCACACCCUCUAUAUAGAAUGAACUCACUCAGCUUCAUAGAGUCCAAUGAAAGCUGCUGAAUAAUGUUCCCUUGUUAACAUAUUGAAUUACACACCGCUUUGUAGUUUUCCAUAGACUUAACGGAAAAAAGCUUUAGUCUGUCAUAAUCGAAAUCUAACAUGCAAUAUAACUGUACUACUAUUACGGCUUCCGGUAGACUUUUGCGAUAUCAUUUUGUAAAUACUGAGCUGAAGUCAUGUGGUUUCAUAAAAACGCCAGGUGCUCAGUGUUUGGUAUUUCAGUUGAGUUAAAAUUGCCAAAAUGAGCUGAUUUAAGAAUCUGUAUAAAUAGCCAUUCGAAAAGAUUUUAAUUAACGCAUGAACAGCGAUUCACAGCCGCACGACUUCAGGAAAACAGCAGUCUAUCCAGAGGCUGAUCAGGUCUGUGCAUCAACGCUGCCAGGAUUGUGUGAAUGCUCAGGGAGGUCAUACUCGAGACUAACUUGUGUAAUGUUUUAAUUCUGACAGUGUGUCACGUUUCAUACAGAAAACCUAUCAUGAUUCUUUGACCUGUAGUUUUGUUCACAUUGUCUGUGAUUUUGUUUGAUGUCUGUGUUUAAAAUAUUUGAUUAAAUCCAUUAUAUAUAGAUAUAGCAAACAGAUCACAUUCUGGGGGUGCCACUGCAAAUUAAAAUCUUCUGAAUACAUUGGAAGACGGGACGAUUAUCUAUCCAGGGAUAAAAGUUUUUUUUUGAGUGGGCUUCUGCAUUUAUUUAUCUGUCUCAAUACUUCACAGGAUGUUAGCAUGCGCGUGUGUGUGUGUCAGUCGAGUAUAUAUCUUUCAGCGCAUGUUCGUGUGGGCGUGUUUGUGUUUCCAUGUGUGCCUGUGUUUGUUGUGUGCUUGUGUGUGUGUGUGUCCGGGGGGGAGGAUUAAUCUGCAGAGGCCAGUUGAUACCCAUUCCAUAUAAAGAAGAGCGCAGUGCCCUUUGCACAGCAUAGCGUCUAAUCAGCUUUUGAAGAAAGUCUUGCAGCUGAGCUGCUAGUGCUGGCAAAGCAAACAGCUGGACUCAAGCUAAACACCAGCUACUCCUACUACAGAAUAGCAAGCACAGAGAGAGAGAGAGCCAGAGAGGGAGAGGAGAGAGACCCCCCGACCGCGUCACCAUGAAUCCGAUCCCCGCGGCUGACGGGGACCCAAUCGAGGAGCUGAUGCUGCUGAUGGCUCAGAGCCUGAGCAGCCUGGAGAUCAGAGAACACUUCAACGUCAUCAAGGAGAUCGGGAGAGGGAAGUAUGGGAAAGUGCUGCUGGUCACCCAUCGCUGCAGAGGCACUCUAAUGGCCCUGAAGGUGAUGCCCAAGACCUCGACCAAGCUGCAGGGUUUCCUGCGCGAGUACUGCAUCUCUCUGCGCGUGUCCAGUCACCCCUGCAUCGUGGGGAUGUUCGGCAUCGCCUUCCAGUCUGAGGAACACUACGCAUUCGCUCAAGAGCUGGUCCUCGGAAAAGACCUCUUUGCUGUCAUCGAGCCUCGAGUGGGCAUCCCAGAGACUGCGGCGAAGCGCUGUGCCCAGCAGAUCGCCAGCGCUCUGGAGUUCAUCCACAGCAAGGGGCUGGUCCACCGGGACAUCAAACCCGAAAACAUCCUUCUGCUGGACCGGGCCUGCUGUCGGGUGAAGCUGGCCGACUUUGGGCUGGCUCAGAAGAGGGGCUCGCAGAUCCAGCUCAUCUCCGGUACCCUGCCCUACAUGUCGCCAGAGCUGUGUGCCGUGGGAGUCUCCUCCGACCACGACAGCAAGUCAAGAACGAUCCUCAGCGUGGAAACCAGCCUGGACACCUGGGCCUUCGCCGUGGUCCUUUUCUGUCUCCUAACCGGAUACUUCCCGUGGGAACGCUGCGCCCCCAACGACUGUUUCUACCAAGAGUUUGCCGAGUGGUGCCAAGGUGAGCCGGGAGAAUGGGAGGUGCCCUCCCAGUGGAAACGCUUCAGCGACAGCGCGCUUGCCAUGUUUAAGAAGCUGCUAGCACUAAGAGCCCAGGAUCGCUACCCGGUCACUGAGGUGCUAGCUUACCUAGAUGAGGAGUGGGUGAAGCUUCCUGUAGCAGAGAACCGGAAGGAAGAGGAAAUGACGACUGAGGGUUGCCAUGGAAAGGGAUUCAGUGUGUGCAGGACAGCGUCUCACUAUGGAAGUCCAAUGCAAAAGGAUCUGCAGUAAGGAAGGGUCAUUGAAAACUGCGGAGAUAUCCUAGGUGAUUUUAAGCAGUGAAUGGAUUGCUCCAUUGGGACCUUUAUUUUUAAACAAGGCAAAAAGCAAGCAAGAAACAACAACGCUGUUAAACUGCCGGUUGUUUUUUCUUUGAAUUAAAAAUCAAUAAAAUUAUAUUAUUAACUA